GGUGGUUUGAUGAACGCCAGGAGUUAGAAUUACAUUAUUAGAAACAACUAUGGAGGUACCAUACAUAAAUUGGAUGAGGAGUAUCAGUGUUUAUGAAAGCCCCUCGCAUAUCUACCUCGUUGGUUCCGAUGUUGGGGAACGCCAUUUCCGGAUUCUCAAGAUCGCUCGUGCUCCUGUUCCCUUAAAGGAAGAUCAUUUGUGGCUUGAUAAAGAGUGUAGUGCUUCUGAAGCAACUGUUGAAGCAGAAAGUUUAGUUGAUCGAAUAUGGCGUCUGGAUAUAAUUGAGGAUCCUCAUAUUUAUUCCAAAUCAGAAUUAGCACGAUUGCUGCAUGCUAUCCAGGCAACUAGUCGAGUUGAAGAUACUGCUAUACUUUAUAUUCCUGGCAAUGAUUUUGUUGAUGAACGUGGACUUGCAAAUAAUGGUUCCAGAAGUCAUUAUUCUUCGAUGUCUUCUUUAAAUAGUACAGUUUCACAAGAUCUUGAUAACGAUUCUUGCUCUAAUGAAGAUGAACAACAAACAGGAUUAUUUCAUCUUAUUAAAAGUUCUAUAGGACGUAAGAAACUCUCCAGUGAUGAAAUGCGAUAUUUAAAGCUAUUUAGCAGUGUAGAUUUAGCUAGCAACUUUUACUUUAGUUAUACCUAUGAUUUAUCUCAUAGUUUGCAAUAUAACAUGGAGCCUUUAUUUAAGUCUGAUCGUCAAGAAUAUAUCCAUCUGCUAACAUCAAAAUAUAUACCCAAUGAUAAGUAUGUUUGGAAUUGGAGAUUAAUUCCACCGAGAUUUCAACCAGGGUGUAAUCGUAAUGGCUCUCGUCUCAUUAGUGAUCAGCCUGAAUGGUUCACUUUGUUAUUUCAUGGUAGUAUUAGUCAAAUAGCCUUAUCUGCUUGCCGAAUGCCAAUGAUGGUUACUCUUAUUGCUCGUAGAUCAAGGCAUUUCGCUGGUCGGCGAUUUUUGAAACGUGGUGUUAAUCUGGUUGGUGAUGUUGCAAAUGAAGUGGAAACAGAACAAAUAGUACAUGAUAGCUCAUAUUCAUUUCUUCGUCAUGGACGCGUUUCAUCAUAUGUACAAAUGCGUGGUUCUGUACCGUUAUUCUGGUCACAGGAGUCUUGUAAAGUCGUUGUUGGCAGACCGCCAUUAGAAAUUUUACGUGAUGAUCCAUUCUAUGAAUCGAUGGGUUUACAUUUUUCUAGUUUACUUAAACGUCAUGGAUCUCCGGUUAUUGUGCUUAAUUUGAUGAAAAAACGAGAGAAAAGACAAUUUGAAACAAUUUUAUCUGAUAGAUUUGAACGUGGAAUUACCUAUUUAAGUCAAUUUUUACCUUCUAGAAUUCUCCGACCAUCUGAUUCAUUAAAUACACUUUUUAUUGAAACAAUUGAUAGUAGUCCACCUAUUAUGUACAUUGGAUUUGAUAUCGCUCGUGUGCAAAAAAUGAAACGUACUGUUGUUUUAAAUAAAUUACAACCUAUUAUAGACAAUUGUGUACGUCGUACUGGAAUAUUUUUCUCAUCAUCUGCUUCUUUACCUAUCUCAGAAAUUCAAUUUGAAAAACAUAGAACAAUCGGUUUCAACUCUAAGCAAUGUGGAAUAAUACGAGUAAAUUGUGUGGACUGUUUGGAUCGAACUAACACUGCACAGUUUGUUAUCGGUCGAGUUGUUUUAGCUUAUCAAUUGUAUGGAUUAGGCUUUUUAGCUAAGCCAGAUUUUAUGGAUAACUCACAAAUCGAUCGAUUACUACAGGAUUUAUAUGAUGAACAUGGAGAUACACUGGCCUUACAAUAUGGCGGUAGUCAAUUAGUGCACAAUAUAAAUACUUAUCGUAAAGUAAAAAAGCUCUCUAGUCACUCGCGUGAUUUUGUUCAAACACUGUCACGAUAUUAUUCUAAUAAAUUUUCGGAUUGGGAAAAACAGUGUGCAAUAAGUUUAUUUUUACGUGUUUAUCGUCCUAAUUUAUGGUCUGGUACGCUAUAUGAUUUCAUAAAAAAUCAUCUAAUUCCAAGGUAUUUAAUAAAUGAGACUGAUACAUUCAAAUCAGACAUACCAACUCUCGUUCAUUCAGACACAGAUCAAAUUCUAGCCAGUGUCGCUGCUUCAUUGUCUGGUUGUAUCUGGGAUAUGUGUAGUGAUGCUUAUUUACAUUGGUUGGACGCUUGGGCACGUUUACCAACAAGUCGCUUUUCACUAACGGAUUGGUGCUCUCGUGAUCUCUUACAAUGUUUACCCAGAGCAAUGGAUAUAACACAAAAGUCAGUUCUUUAUAAUGAUCGAUGCCUUGUGUUACCAUCAAAUGAUAUCAGAGUUGAUUGGUUCAAUGAAUUUUAUGAUUUAACAUCUUAUGUCGAUUUGGAUCGUUUCUCAAAUCCCCAUAUCCGGUCAACUGAACUUGUUGUUGAACAUCAUUUAGGUGAUUAUAUAAUUCCGAAGUCAUAUGCAAAUUUAAAGACCAAUGAACAAUUACAUUCGCAACAUAGCAACGAUAAUAAUAUAAAAUACACGUCUGUUCCUGAAAAAGAUCAACUUACUAACUGCAGUUAUCCUACAUUAUCAAAUAUUUACAUGGAUUUAGGUCGUUCAAUAUGUGCUGCGCAUUCAUUUCCUAAUUUUACUGAUAUACCACAUUUCGAUUGGUCUACUAAACAAAAUAAUCUUUCGUCCAAAUAUUAUAAAGAUGGAAACAAUUCAAAUGAAGCAUUAAAUCAUUCAAUUAAUAAUGUUGAAUUAAACAAAACAAAAAAGUUUAAAAAAGUAAAAGACAAAUGUCCAGUAAAUAAUAAUUUCGAUGAUGAAAAAGACAAAAAACAACAAGAAAAAUCUGCUGUUGUUGUUGAGGAUGAUGGUGAUAAUGAUGAAGAUAAAUCUAGUUCAGAUAGCGAUUAUGAGGAGUCGAUAGAUAAUUGUGUUAAUUUCUUUCCGCCCGAUUUGAAUCUAUUUCAAUUGCUUCUUGAUCCAGACUUAUCAGUAAUACAAUCUAAACGUCUACCUGACAAAUAUUUUGAUAAUAAAGGAUAUUCUGUAAGUUAUCCGUAUACUUCAAAUUCUACAAAACGUCAAAAGCGAAAACAAACAAUAGUUGGCCAACUUGUUAAAUCCAAAGAAGAUCCUGAAUCCACCUAUUCAAAUUGUGUAUCGUCAUCUGAGAUCGUGUUAAAUUUACCAAAUAAACAUGUCUAUGAAGAUUAUCUUCGUACAGAUUUUAUUAAACAUCCAAUUCAAAUUGAUAAUUAUUAUAUAAAUAAAUUUGCUAGUCUUAAUACUUUAUCAUCAUCAUCAUCAUCGUCUUCGUUGCCUAUAGAUAAAACUUCAAUUGAUAUUUAUAAUAAUUAUGUUCAAAUGAAUAAUAUUGGCUUGUGUAAUAUAUCCAAAAAUAGUAUGAAUAUCUAUAAGGCAACAGCUUAUCUGACAUCACAGUUAUUAUAUUAA
This is a messenger RNA of Schistosoma margrebowiei, 3415 nucleotides long. Lineage: Eukaryota; Metazoa; Platyhelminthes; Trematoda; Strigeidida; Schistosomatidae. The record is from the annotation of a GenBank genome assembly.